AUGAACAAGAAGAAGCUGUUUCUUUCUGUCGACAGGCGCCGCCGGGUUGUCCUCGGAGCACAUUCCCAGCUUUCCGAGUCAAUCCCUCGGUUCGUUGGGGGCCUCGCUCGCCUGGCCGUGGCUGGACCCUGGUUUGGAAGACGUCGUACUGGAUUGUCUCGCGCCGUCGGUUUUCUCGUCGUCUCGGUUUUCGUUGGGCAGGUUGUUCAGGAGAAGGUCGCCCAUCCGGACGAGGUCCAGGACGUGGAACGCGUCGCCCGUCGCUCGCAGUCGGUGGAGAAUCUCGAGAGCCUCCGACUCGGGCCGGGAACAGAGAUAUCGGAUCAGCUCGUGAAGGUCCUCGUUCUCCCUCUCAAGGUCCUCGGUCCUGUUCAGAAGGGCCUGGCGGCGUGUCGUCUCGGGUUCCGUGUCCCAUUCGCAGUCCAUCCCGUGGGUAGAACAUCGAUGGCAAGUCGGCCGGGUCCCGGUACACUAAAGGGGUGGGUAAAAGACAACAAUAUCAGUUCGAUAGCCCUCAAGAGGUUCUAG
Messenger RNA from Colletotrichum higginsianum IMI 349063, 528 nucleotides. RefSeq lists its product as uncharacterized. NCBI's taxonomy places the organism in Eukaryota, Fungi, Ascomycota, Sordariomycetes, Glomerellales, Glomerellaceae. The transcript has a single exon. Bases 1 to 528 code for a protein of 175 amino acids. The record is from RefSeq and is a predicted model, not a curated record.